Tilletiopsis washingtonensis is the source of this 2440-nucleotide messenger RNA. RefSeq lists its product as hypothetical. The transcript is spliced from 2 exons. The record is from RefSeq and is a predicted model, not a curated record. The coding region runs from base 156 to 2285 and encodes 709 amino acids. NCBI's taxonomy places the organism in Eukaryota, Fungi, Basidiomycota, Exobasidiomycetes, Entylomatales.
AAUGCGGUGAGUACUAGUGUCAGCUUGGAUGUAGCGCCGCACUGCGCCGUCGACCAGUGCCCUGCACGAGCUCGUGCGCAUGUGUUCAGCAAUCGCUGCGCCGCCUGCACUCCACGUCCUGACACCUUCGCCUGGCAGGGCACCUCUUCCACCGCAUGUGCGUGGAGCAGUGGUUCGCGCAGCGCGAGGCGCGCCAGCGCUGCGGCGUGUGCAAGACGGAGUGCCCGUUGGGCAUCAUUGCCCUGUACCCCGACUCGCUCGACGACGUCGACGGCUAUCUGGCGCUGCGGCGGCAGCGCCGCGAGCAGGCGGUGCGCGGCCUAGGCGCACUGCGCGAUGCGGAUGGCGGCACGAGCGCCUUCGACAGCAUCGUGCCGCACGAGCUGCAGGAGGACCUGCUGAGCGAGCUGCUCGACUUUCGCCACUCGGCGAAUGCGUUUGUGAUGGGCGUGCACGGCAUCCGCCUCAACGUCGUCACGCGCGCGGGCGAGGAGAUGGUGGAGGUGCUGGGCAACUGGGACCAGACCGAGGAGGCUCGCCCAAAGAUGCAGCGUGCCUUGACUGCUCUGUCGCGCGUGGCCAAGGAGCUCGACUCCGCGAUUGUGCGAGCCAAGGAGCGCGAGCAGGAGCUCAUAGACGCCAACAACGGCCUCUCCAAUGCGCACGACGGCCUCGCGCGGGACCGGCACGAACUCAUGAAGAAGAAGACCGCUCUGCAGGCGCGGGAAGAGGCACUCGAGACGCGUGUCCUCUCGGCAGACGCGCAGCGCAAGAAGGACGAGAAGCAGCGGCUCGAGCAGAACAAGGAGCUGGACGCCAAACGCGAGGCCGUCGCGCGAGACCAUGAACGCGUCAAGGACCUGAUGAACUCGGUGCAGAGCGAGCGGGUCCGGAUGCUCGCCGCGGCCAACAUGAAGCUCAAUGAGGCAGAGCAGAUUGUGACGGACAUUUCCAAGGAGCGCACCGAGGCGCUCCGCACUGCAGAGCACGCCGAGAAGGACAAGGACGCCGUGCUUGCCAAGAACAACCUGCUCGCCGAGCAGAUGCGCGUCAUGCAGGCGCGCCUCGAGCGCAUGACGAAGAAGCACGCAGAGGAGCAGCAGCAGCUCGAGCGCGAGAACGCCGCGCUCAAGUCGCGCGUCGAGAAGCUCAAGAAGAACGCGGCCGCGUCGCAGUCGGCCAAGCCCAGGGAGUCGCCGGUCGCCCUGCAGCACUCGCUGCGCAGCAGCAGUCCGAUUCUCGACGACGAAUCGCGCUUCUCUGGCUUCAGCAAUGUAAUCAGCGAUUCGCCGCCGUCGUCGCAAGCGCUGCCAGGCCUGGUGUACAGCAAGCGCGACCUCGCAGCGGAGCUCUCCGACAGCGAGUUCCCGAGGCCCGGCGGACUGGGUGCUCGGCGUGCCGCCAGGCCGGCGCAAGUGCAGGCGAGACCUCUGAGCGAGCAGGCGCAGGCACCCGCCGCUUCAAGUGUGCGGCGGCCUGCGAAGCCGGCGCGGCUGGUGUACGAAACCUCGCGCCAGGAGGAGACGGCUGAAGAUGCGCAGAGGGCCGCGAAGCGUAGACGGCAGGAGGCCCUCGCUGCUGCCACUGCACAGCUGGCGCCGAGCGACAAGGUGCGUCUGCCGCAGGCACGCAAGGCACUGGCGCCUGCGCGGCCGAAUGCGGCGAGCAAGCCUAGAACGCCGGCGACCGAGUCUCCCGCCGCGAUGGCCACCAAGACCCGGCGAGAGCCUGCAGCUCAGGCGCCACGAGCACGCCUCGAUCCAGCCGCCGCCUCAGCUCGUGCGUCUGCGCUCAUCGCAUCGCUCGACGCCGAGGCCGAGGGCUCGCGGGCCACGAAACGCUCGCGCACCAUCUACGGCGCCGACAUGAACGCGCAGGCAGCGAUCGACGAAGCACGCUUGCUCGCGCGAAGCGGUGCCCAGGUGACGCAGGCAACGCCGGCCGCGGCAGCCAAGGCGCCCGAGCCUCAGCCAGUGCGGGCAAGUGCGCAGCAUCUUCCGGAGCGCGUCACUGCGUUCCGCAAGCACACGUCGCUGCCAGUGCCCCAGAGCGUCCCCGGCGGACCGCCCGACUUCACAGCCGCAUGGCUCGCGGAGCAGGCCGCGGCGGUCCCGGGCUCGUCACCGCCGGAUGCUGCCACGAGCGACCACACGCGCGCCAAGCAGGCCUCGCCGCGUAAGCUCCCCUUGCCGGAGGAGGCAGAGCGCUGGCGCGCAGAAGAGCGGGCGCUAGGGCAGCGCGCCAUCCAGGGCGUGCAGGUGCUAGGACCUCGCCGGCGCGUCUAGCGCCAAGCGCUCCCGGCUCCUCUCUCUACUCCUCGUCCGUCCUCCCUGCGGACCCCUCGAUCCCGCCUCUCCCACAUCUCUCCACACGUGAUACCCUACACCAGCUUCCAUCGCACUACGUCACAGUCUCAACGCAGCAAUCGCAUCUGUCACAU